CCAGUGCCACAUUUAAUGGUAGCAUUUGUGGUUUUGUGGGUUUCAGUCAAGAUGAAUACUGCGAUACUCAUCUCAUUGGUCUUUUCACGGAUGGACUCAUAGAUCCUCCAUAUCGAUUUUACAUUAAAGAUCCAUGUGGGAACAUUAUUAGAAAUACCACUAAUGAUUUGAAUAUUGAAUAUGCUGGUAAAGGAUCUAAACCUUUCAGUGCAAAGAUUAAUAACCUCAGCCUUGAUUGUGAUAAAAAUGGAAUUUUAUUAGGCAAUUGCAAUGGCCAAUAUCAGUUAAAAAAGCGUCAAUCUGGUACUGCUACGAUGUCAAUCGAUUCACUUAAUGGUGAAGAUUUAGGCAUUUACGAGUUUUAA
This is a messenger RNA of Dentiscutata erythropus, 365 nucleotides long. NCBI's taxonomy places the organism in Eukaryota, Fungi, Glomeromycota, Glomeromycetes, Diversisporales, Gigasporaceae. The record is from the annotation of a GenBank genome assembly.